Molecule: messenger RNA, 2054 nt
Organism: Canis lupus familiaris (dog)
Lineage: Eukaryota; Metazoa; Chordata; Mammalia; Carnivora; Canidae
Gene: HAP1
Product: huntingtin associated protein 1
Biological process (GO): neurotrophin TRK receptor signaling pathway; neurogenesis; anterograde axonal transport of mitochondrion
Cellular component (GO): dendrite
Molecular function (GO): signaling receptor binding
Source: RefSeq, a predicted model, not a curated record
AUGCGUCCUAGGGGGUCGGGCCAGGGCGCCGCGGGGCGCCGCGUGAGGCCCGGGGCUCCGGCGCGAGUCCCCCUCGCACCCCGCCCCGCGGCCAGUCCCGCUCCGGAGCCCUCUGCGCGGCCCGAGCGCGGCCCUGCGCACGCACCCGCGGGGGCGCAGGCGGCAGGCUCCAGGUCCGCGUGCGUCUCGGGACCCCAGGCCCGCGCUCGCCCCACCUCCAAGGCCGGAUCGGCGGCAGGAGCCCCGCGCACGUCCACAUUCUCCGUUCUCCAGGGGAAUGCCCAGGCCGUGCCCCGCAGCUUGGACGCGCCAUGGACCCGCUUCAUAUUCCAGGGGCCCUUGGGUCCCCGGGCCGCUGGCCUGGGGACUGGGAAGGCGGCAGGCAUCUGGAAGACGCCGGCCGCCCGCAUGGGCCGUCGGCCUGGGGUGUCGGGCCCCGACCGUGCCGCCUUCAUUCGGGAGCUGGAGGAAGCUCUGUGCCCUGACAGACCCCUGCCAGUCAAGAUCACCCAAGAAGAUGUCAAAGUGAUGUUAAAUUUGCUAGAGGAGAGAGAGCGGGACCUAAAUACAGCGGCUCGCAUUGGCCAGUCCCUGGUGAAGCAGAACAGUGUUCUGAUGGCGGAGAACAGCAAGCUGGAAGCCAUGCUGGGCUCAGCCAGGGAGGAGAUUUUACACCUGAGACACCAGGUGAGCUUGCGAGAUGAUCUCCUUCGGCUCUACUCAGACUCUGAGGAGGAGGAGGAAGAAGAGGAAGAGGGGGAAGAGGAAGAAGAGGAGGAGGAGGAAGAAGAGACAGAGGAGGAGGAGGAAGAGGAGGAAGAGGAGGAGCAGCAUGAUCAUCCCUAUGGAGCCUCUGAGCUGACUUCUCUGGGGGAGCCGGAGUCACUGCACUUCUGCCCACAGCUGGAAGCCCUCCAGGAGCAGCUGAGGCUGCUGGAGGUGGAGAACGAGCAGCUGAGAGAGGAGGCCUCUCAACUCGACGCCCUGGAGGAGGAGGAGCAGAUGCUCAUCCUGGAUUGUGUGGAGCAGUUUUCCGAGGCCAGCCAGCAGAUGGCCGAGCUGUCAGAGGUGCUGGCGCUCAGGAUGGAGAGCCAUGACCAGCAGCGGAGGGAGGUCACCCAGCUGCGGACCCAGGUCUUGAAGCUGCAGCGACGCUGCCAGUCGUAUGGGGUCGAGACGGAGAAGUUGCAGCAGCAGCUGGUUUUGGAGAAAGAAAUCCAGAUGCGGCUCCAGGAUGAGGAUGCCCUUCCUGGUUUCCAGGAGACCCUGGCCGAGGAGCUCAGAAUGUCUAUAAGGAGGAUUAUCUCAGACCCUGUGUUUUUUAUGGAAAGGAAUCAUGGAACUACUGCAGACGAGAUGCCACACCUGGGGUACAAGCUGCGCUGCGGUGAGGCACGAGAGCAGGGACAGGGGUUCGAGGCUGAGAAGGGGUUAAUGAGAGCAGAGGAUUUUGUGGCAGAAGAUUUUGUGCCUUCGGAGGAGUCAGUACCUGAGGAAGAGCCAGGGACUGCAGAAGAGGUGGUGCCAGCUGAUGAGAGGUCGACAGAAGAGGCGGAGCUUGUGUCCGAGGAGACUGAGGCCUGGGAGGAAGUGGAACCACAGCUGGAUGAGACAACGAAGCAGACGAAGCAGACGAACACAGUGACUUCAACCCUGGAGGCCACAGGCUUGGGCUCCUCUCACCUAAGCAUGAAGCAUGUCCUCCAGCAGCUGGCUAACUGGCAGGACUCGGGGUACAGGCGGCAGCUGAGGCGGAGAAUGCUCCAGGAAGGCUUUGCUGUUCCUCAGCAGCCUACAGAGGCCCCACAGACAGACCGAGGCCCCUCCUUCAGCUGCCUGGCCAAGUCCCACCUGCCCCAGAAACCUCCUUCCCAUCCUCCCAAACAGGACCCUCCUGUCUGUUGCUAGUGCACCAUCAGUCCUGACCAACUUAGGCUGGGGCUCAGGACCCCGGUGGGUCUGGCCCUGCUCCCUGCUCUGCUGCUCGCUCUUCUGUUGUUUGUCAGGCCGUACACCUGCCGGUACAGGAAAUAAAGGACCCGUGUGCUACCUGG